Molecule: messenger RNA, 1121 nt
Organism: Pteropus alecto (black flying fox)
Lineage: Eukaryota; Metazoa; Chordata; Mammalia; Chiroptera; Pteropodidae
Gene: HEBP1
Product: heme binding protein 1
Exons: 4
Coding region: 124-693 (189 amino acids)
Source: RefSeq, a predicted model, not a curated record
GCGCCCAACCCUGCCGCCCCCUUUCGCGCUGCCAGCGCAAGUUCGCCCGGGUCGCCCCCGGUUGCCCCAGGUGUGCCUGCCACCAAGCGUCCGCUAGUGUGUCCGGAGCACCGCAGUGACAUCAUGUUGGGCAUGAUCAAGAACUCGCUGUUCGGAAGUGUAGAGACGUGGCCUUGGCAGGUCCUGAGCACAGGGGGCAAGGAAGAAGUAUCAUAUGAGGAAAGGGCCUGUGAAGGCGGGAGGUUUGCCACAGUGGAGGUGACAGAUAAGCCUGUGGAUGAGGCUCUACGAGAAGCAAUGCCCAAAGUCAUGAAGUACGUGGGAGGCACCAAUGACAAGGGAAUUGGGAUGGGGAUGACAGUUCCUAUCUCCUUUGCCGUGUUCCCCAGUGAAGAUGGCUCCCUACAGAAGAAACUGAAAGUCUGGUUCCGGAUUCCAAACCAGUUUCAGAGCAACCCACCAGUUCCCAGUGAUGACAGCGUUAAGAUCGAGGAGAGGGAAAGCAUCACUGUCUAUUCCACGCAGUUUGGGGGUUAUGCCAAGGAAGCCGACUAUGUAGCUCAAGCUGCCCAGCUGCGCAACGCCCUAGAGGGCACGGCCACCUACCGGAGUGACAUCUACUUCUGCACUGGGUAUGACCCUCCCAUGAAGCCCUAUGGACGUCGCAAUGAGGUCUGGCUCGUGAAGACAUGAGUCACUCACAGGGCCAGCACUUCCUGGAUGUAUGCUUCAGUGUCCACUGAGGCAAGCAGGAGGGAGCCGUGCUUUCAACUGCAACUCCAGUUUAACCAACUUUCCUUCAAAGCCAGUUACUGCCAAUUUUCUGAAAUAAGCAAGUUUCAUAAAACAGGGCUCUUUUUUCUCACAGUGAGAAAUAACACAGCUGAGAUAGAUCGCAUCCCUCUAAUUGAUUUAGAACAUUCUGUGAUAGACCAUAAAAACCCCAGCAGCAUUUUCCCAGCUAUCUGGGUCUCGAAAAACUGAUUUUUUAAAAUUAUUGAAUCUAUAAUUUUGUUAUUGAGAGGAAAAUGUGACUUGUGUGUGAUCUUCCAUCUGUGAUUCUUAUAAAAGCUUUGUCUAAAAAGAAACCGAAAAUAAAGAUCUUGGAUUUAAACAGCUGA